This is a messenger RNA of Caenorhabditis angaria, 4209 nucleotides long. NCBI's taxonomy places the organism in Eukaryota, Metazoa, Nematoda, Chromadorea, Rhabditida, Rhabditidae. The record is from the annotation of a GenBank genome assembly.
AUGCCUUCAAAAUUUCAUGUACGCAUUUCAAAGGUAUUUACAGUUUUAACUUUCAAAAUUGUAUAAAGCUAAAAAUAUUGCAGAUGUCUAAUUGUUCUUGCAUUAUUCGUUGUAGCUGUUCAACAAUCAAAGAAACAAUCGAUGCAGCUCCAGAAUAUUUGAAAAAGGAGUAAGGAGAAAUUAGAAAUAAAAAAUAUCAAUAAAUUGUUUUCAGCGCAAUUCGAUGGAAUUCUGCGGCACAAUUAUAUGAAGAAAUAACUGAACAUCGAAAAGCAAAGAAAAAUUAUGGAAAAUGUAAAAGUCGUGAGUAAAAUUUUACUACUUUUCAAAUACUUCACUAAAAAUAAGCCUUAUUCAAAUAGGAAGCUCAGCUGAAUCCAGACCUAAUUUAAUUGUUUAUAAUCGCAUUCUUUUUUGCAUUUCAGAACAUCAUUCACCGGAACACAGCCCAACUCGUUUCUCAAAUCAUCAUCGUCGCUUUUCGCACAAUCAAAUACUUUUCGGUGGAAGUCUUCUAGAAAUUCGAUCAGCAACACAAAGAGUCGAAGGGUCAGUCAAACUAAUUAGAACAACUUUUUACAUGCAAUUUUCUUUGUGGGAAAAGUAUUUUCUAGAGAAUAACACAAAAACUAACAACUUCCUUGUUUUUUUCAUCGUCUAGAUACAAUGUACAUAUACAUACUUAUUUCUAAACGAUUCGAAUUGAGAAUUCUCGCACCACAAAAAAUUCCAGAAGUUCAAAAUUUCAUAGUUUUUUUUCUGAAAAAAUGCCGGAAAAACAAUUUUUCUCUUCCUUUUUCUUUGAAAGAAAAAUGAUGCAAAUUUCCGAUUUUCAUUUCUUCGAGUUUUUUUUUGUUUUGAGAAAGAAAUACAUUUCUCUUCUAAUCAUUCAAUGAUCAAAAAAGUUUACUUUUUUUUGUUUGUAAAGCUGAGCAAAUAUUUUUUGCCUCCAUCUUCUCAUUUUAAAAAUUGAACGUGUAUUUUUGCACAUCCAGACUUUUAUUGACAUGUUUUAUUUCUCUCAUUUUUUGUGGGGCUAUAAUUAUUUUUCAUGGUUUUCCAGACAUUUUUCGUGUUCCUUUUUCUUUGGACUUUGUUUCCAUUUUUUUUUCAAAGAGAAAUCUGCAAAAUGUUUUCUUUUCCUUUUCCCGAAAGAAAGAACCAAAAACAAAAUGAAUCCUUCAUUGUAAAGUGGUUUUGAGAACCGCGUCAGCCUGCAGAAAAUAAAUUAACUUCAGUUUUUCCCGAACGCCAUUUCUCUUUUAUCUAAUUUCUUUUUAUUGGCAUUUGCACGGUUUUCGUGAUUUAUGCAGUCAAAACAGAUAAUAAGUUUAAGCAGCUUGCGAUUUUUCAGAAUUUUCUUGAAACCUUUAAGGAAGUAGUUUUCCAGCUCUCAACGGGAAAAGGAGGGUUUCAAAUAAUGAAAAUGUUUAGAAUAAUUUCAUUUUUCUAAAACAUGACUUCAACUUGAAAUUUCGAAUCAUAGUUACUUCUGGGAACACAUUUUUAUUUGCAUUUUUUUUUUCGUUCGCAGCGGUUUUCCAAAUCUGAAUGCUGACGUGAAAAUUAUGAGAAAAAAUGAAUAGGCGGAGCGUUUUCGAAACUACAAUAUAUUUACUCGAAUUUCUCAAAAAAAAACACAUUAGUCACUAAUAUUAUUUUUCUUUCUUCUUUUCUUUUUACAAUUGAACUGUUUAGUUUUUGAUUUUUUGAAUGAUCUUUCUUAAAAUCCAACUGGAUCAAACUAACAAACAUAUUUUAUUUUGAACACAACACAAACAUUCCUCUCAGCAAAAUAUUUCACUUGUCACAUGACUUCCCAAUCAUCUAUUUUCUCUCUAUCACCAAUUAACUAAUUUAUACAUGUUUGGUCUUUCGUCAAUCAUUUUUGUGUUAUUUGCAUUUAUUUGUGGGAAGUCAAUCACUCGUCGCAAAAAUAGAUUAUUCACGUGAUAAGAACAACACAAAUGGGUGGAAGAACGAUGAAUUGUUAUUAUUUGUCGUUGACAAAAACAUAUGAGAGGGGUGGGGUUUUGGUGACAUGCUCUUCGGGUUACUGUAUUCUAGAAUAUUCUCGAAGAACAAAAAAUUUCGCUCCCGGGUGGGCUCGAACCACCAACCUUUCGGUUAACAGCCGAACGCGCUGCCUAUUGCGCCACGGAAGCACAUGGAAAAGCUUGUCAAAAAAUCAUAUUAGUUUUUGAACAUUAUUUAUCGAACGACUCUGACGAGUAUAGUUUGGUUAUUUUUCAAUAGAAAAAAAUAGUUCACUCAAAAAGGUCACCAUCUCAUUUAUUUUUCAUUAGUAUCUAGUGAAAUUGUUUUCUAUCUCGAUUUUUCGUGCCAUUUAUUUUUUUUUUCGGGAGCCAAUUGAAUUAACUCCGCCCAUUUCAGGGAAAAUAAUAAAUAAAUAAGGAAAUUUUCCGGCUCGCCGAAAAUAAAACCAAUUUUGCUGAUAAUUGAUAAUCAAAUUUACUGUUCGCUUAGUUUACACGACUUUUGCUUGUACAUUUUAUCUCGAAAUGAAUCAAGGUUUUCACGUGGCACUUUAUGUUUUAUUUUUCCAAAAAAUGUGUGUUCUUUUCCACAUCGUCGCAUUUCUAAUUAAUUCGAUUUGUUUUCAAAUAUAAAAGGAUAUGAAUAACUCAAAGGAUGGUCAUUUUGUGUUUUUAUCAAAACAUUUCUCAUUUGUGUUUUUUUUUUUUGGUUACUUGGUUGCAUGUGAAACACACAUGUUUUUCCAUAAAAAAGAAAGCAGAUUGCGGCGGGAAUAGAACAAAGAUUAAAAGAUUGAAAAGUUUCCGAACAUUCUAGACAAACAUUUUGCAAUAUUUUUGGAAAUGAAAGUGCACGAUGAUUGAGGUGUGUAAUCAUUCAUUUUUUGGCGUGAAAAAAUAAUAAUUUUGAAUGUCUUAAUUAUUUAUAGUUUCGAAUAUGAAUUUCACAAAAUUGUUCUAUAUUUCAUAAUUAUGUUGUUAAAACAACACAGCGGUCAAAUAAGAUGUUUUUGAAUGACGAGCUCUUUAAAAACCUCAAAAAUCAUCUGUCCUUAUUAUCAUUUUGUCAAAUGUAGUCUACUCAUCUCUGUUAUUAUCAUCCUAAACAAAUAAACAAUAUUUUUCAUAAUAUAUUCGUCUUCAAAGAUACUUAGAUAUUUCGCAAUCGAAUCCAACCAGCUGAGAUGACGUCAUUUCAUGUCUGCGUCUCUUUAUAAGGAAUCCCUUUCUCAUCUCACCUUAGCUCCGCCCACUUUCAUCUUCUACUUAUUUUUUCUUUCGCCUUUUGUUAUUGUUAUUAUUCUUGUUGUUUUCUCAUCGCAUCUCCUUAAUUAUGACAUCUAGCGUUUUGCCAUAUCGCAAUCGAAGUGCUUCACUUUUUGCUGAAAGUCAAUUUGCACCAAAAAUGUUGAGAACUGAACCAAUUCCGUGUUUGAGAUGUGGAAAUGUUGGAUCACCCACAGGGUUUGUAAAUUAUUCAAAUUUUUAAAGGAAAAAUGGGGAGGAGGUGGUUCUGGGUAUUUAUGAUCCCACUUUUUAAAAUAUAUUUAUAUUUUUCAGAUCUGUUCCAAUGUCACUUCACAAAGUUUCCUCUAUCAAUCGUUCAGCUGGAACAAAUCCAGCAAGUCGCGGUGGAGAAUCUUCUCUUGAACUCGAAGCUAUUGGUAUGUUUUUUUUCAUCAUAGAAUAUCAAAACAUUUUGAAUCUGUCAUGAAUUUUUUUGUGAAAAUUUAAAAUCGUAUUUUUUUCAGCUGCUGUUCACGAACUUUCAUUUGCUGUUCAAUCCAUCAGUGUUUCUGAAAUGCUUCCAAGAACUCCUGAUCUUAUUUUCGUUAAUGUCACAACAAUCGAAACUCAACCUUAUUGCCUUGAAUUAACACUUAAAGGAUGGCGUAUAACAUCAUUGAGAAGUGAUUGUAUGGUUGGAGAUUUCACUCGUUUCGAAUUAUUCACAAAAUAUUAUGACAGUUUAUACGCUCUUAUGGAUGAUAUUUCACCAGGAUAUCGUGAGAGAUUCGGUGAGAAAUUGACUCAACGACUUCGACUUCUUGAAUGUGGUGAAGAUGAUAUAAUUGCACCAUGUGGCUCACUUCAAUCACCACCACUUUCAACAACAGAUUCACAUUAUUCAUCAAAUGAUUCACUUCCAACUUGUACUCCUGUUUCAACUCCUCUCAUUGAUCCAAAAUUUGAGAAACCAUUCUUCAAUUAA